Gadus chalcogrammus (walleye pollock) is the source of this 1277-nucleotide messenger RNA. RefSeq names its product OTU deubiquitinase with linear linkage specificity a (gene otulina). The transcript is spliced from 3 exons. Lineage: Eukaryota; Metazoa; Chordata; Actinopteri; Gadiformes; Gadidae. The coding region runs from base 4 to 822 and encodes 272 amino acids. The record is from RefSeq and is a predicted model, not a curated record.
AACAUGUCGUGGGUUAAAUCCGUUUCGGUCAGCGGGGAUGAUGUCUUCGACGAUGAUGCGGAUGACAUCAGUUUACAAAACAAAGAGUGGAAGCACAACAUGGAGAAACGAGUCAAGGAUGGUUACGUGGAGGGCAUCGACACGGCGAAAGCACAGUUUCUUCAGGUCGGCUUCAACUUGGGGUACCGAGAAGGAGCCUUGAAGACGGUGGCCCUCGGCCGUCUCAAAGGGAUCGUGAGUGCCAUCCAGUGUUGGUGCCAGCAGAGGCCGGCGCCCCUCAACUCCACCCCGGUGUCGGUGAGCGGCUUGCUCCAGCGAGUGGUCCAGCACGAGGAGAGACUGAUGAAGGAGAUGAGGCAAGCGCUGGAGAAGCCCCCUGUGACCGCCAGCACCGUCUCCGAUAGCCUGGAAGACCUGGGGGUCCACCCCGGGGAGGAGGAAGGCGGCCGGGGACCAGGAGGAAAGGACGACGGGUCGGCUGGAGGAUUAGGUGGAGGAGAAGGAGGCGGAUGUUGUGGGGGAGGGGGAUGUGGAGGAGAAGGUGGUGAAGGAGGAGGAUGUGGACAAAAAGGAGGAGAUGGUAGCGGAGGAGGAGGAUGCAAUAAGACAGACUGCUGCCAGAAAGGAGGAGAAGAAAAGAUGGAGCAAGAACCUUGUUUGAAGGUUUCCUCCUCCUCCAUUUCCUCGUUCUCCUCCUCCAGGAGUUUUGACUCCAGAGAGAGCCUUCUCGAGCUCCUGCGGGCGUGCGAGGACCUUGUGGAUGAGCUGGGGUUACCACGGGAACUAAUUGUGCAACUGCAGUCGUUGAGGAGCACAGCGUGAAAAUAAACACCGAUGAUGAUGUUUUGUUUACAUUAUAAUUUUUUACAAUACUUCUUAUGUGUGUGUAUUUUACUGUCUAUUGAAUCCUGAUUUAUAAAGUUACGGGGUCACAUAGUGAACAUUUGAAGCCGUUUAGUGAACUCUAGUUGUAUCUACUUUCUGAAGAGUAGCAGAGAAUUAAUGAAAAUAAAACAAAACUUGAUGAAAGUUAUUAUAGUACAGCAAAAUUACAUUUGUUAAUUCAAGGUUUUCAGUCUGAUUCAAUCUGAAUCAAUACCAAAUUACCAAUCACGAAAAAGCAGAUUAAAACAAAUGAUUCAGUGGUAAUAAUACCCGCUGGGAAUACUUUUGCUCUCAAGGUUUUGUGUACUGACACAAAUCACACUGCUAGUUCUACUACUACAACAUAAUACUGGAACAAAAAUAAAACACCAUCAAACUUUUAUUAUUAACAU